Molecule: messenger RNA, 1014 nt
Organism: Serendipita indica DSM 11827
Lineage: Eukaryota; Fungi; Basidiomycota; Agaricomycetes; Sebacinales; Serendipitaceae
Source: the annotation of a GenBank genome assembly
AUGGCGACAGCAAUCCAAAGCGUAGCAAUCACUGGAACAAAGGACCGUACAAGUCCUAAACCACACACAGUCUAUGAAAUCACCGUCACCACGCCGAUGCGCUCAUGGCAAAUGUGGCGACGGUACUCGGAAUUUGACGACUUGCACGACGAGCUCGUCAAAACAUGCUCAGCAGCACCUCCAGCGCCUCUCCCGGGCAAGCACUUCUGGUCCUUGAAGAGCAGCUUUCACAACGAGGCGCUGAUCCAGGAGCGCAAGGCCGGGCUGGAGACAUACCUGCGUGCCAUUAUCGCGUCCAAGGAUUCUCAGUGGAGAGACAACGCUGCAUUUAGACAGUUCUUGGGUGUCCCAACGUCCAAGUACCAGGAAGCCCAGGCAGCGAAAUCGGUUGGCCCCGUGUUCUCCACGGCGUCAUGGAUCGAGGAGCAUUCAGAACUCCAGACGCUUGCGAGAAACGUUCGAGCAUCUCUUAACAAGCGCGAUUCACUCUGGGACUCCGGUGACACGCGCGCGUCGAGCUCGUCCAACAUUCAGGCGAAACGACAGCUCGCCGACCUUGCCGACCGCGUAGGCAAUCUAGCAAAGGGACUACAAUCCCUGAGCGAGGCAGGACUCAGCCCCGGAGAACUCCAACGCCGUACGGAUAUGGUGACAAAGCUGCAAGACGACUGCGAGCAGCUGACGCGCAUCGUCGCUAUUGCGCGUAACCCCAACCGACGAGCAAACGCACCUACCUCAGCGGAUGCGAUGCCCUCUGGUAGUGCACGUUCAAACCUGCUCAGCGGGCAACUCGUCCCGUCACGCGCGUGUUCGCUUCAGAAGCAAAAGAUGGACGACCAAGACUCGCAGCUCGACAAUCUCUCCGCCAUCCUACAGCGGCAGAUGCACAUUGGAAUGGCGAUUUCAACAGAGGUAGAGGAACAGAACAAGAUUUUGGACGAGAUGAACGAAGACGUUGACCGGGUCACGGACAAGCUGAAGCGGGGUAAUAAACUCAUGACCAAGAUUUCCUAG